AUGCGAUGUAAAUCUAAUGGAAAUAACUCGGGUACAAUGCACAUCCUUUCAUUAUUGAGGGUUACUAUUCCAUCUAGCAGUAAGUUCUACAAUUUAACACAAUUAACAAAAUAUGACGAGGAAAAGACAAUCCUUAAUAGCUCCUUGGGUGAAAGAGUUGUGUCAGGAAUAACAAGAUCACAACAAGUUCGAUGCUUAGCUGCACCUGGGGGAAAGGCAGUCUUCAAGCGCGACAAACCACAUCUGAAUGUUGGUACUAUAGGACAUGUUGAUCAUGGUAAAACAACGCUGACCUCUGCUAUCACUAAAGUCCUGGCUGCAACAAAAGGAGCCAAGUUCCGCAAAUACGAGGAUAUCGAUAAUGCCCCUGAAGAAAAAGCAAGAGUUGAAGUGUGUAGUUUAGGAAUUACCAUCAAUGCAUUCCAUCUCGAGUAUGAAACAGCUAAACGACAUUAUGCUCAUAUUGACUGCCCCGGACAUGCCGAUUAUAUCAAAAAUAUGAUCACUGGAGCAGCACAGAUGGAGGGAGCCAUUCUCGUUGUUGCCGCUACUGAUGGUGCCAUGCCUCAGACUCGAGAACAUCUGCUUCUCGCUCACCAAGUGGGUAUCCCAAAGGAGAAUGUAGCGGUGUAUUUGAAUAAGGUAAUCUUUGGCUCUGCUCUAUGCGCUCUUGAGGGAAAACAGCCAGAAAUUGGCGAAGAGUCUAUCAAGAAGCUUCUGGACGUUCUUGACAAUCACUUCGUAAUUCCCGAAAGAAAAAUUGACACCGAAGCUAUGUUUGCUGCUGAACACGUGUAUUCAAUUCAAGUUCAUGGACCUCUUGUUAGUCAGCGUGGUUUACGUACCUCGAUAUCUGAUAUUAAAAAAACAGGAGGCAGACGACAUCUUGCAUAUAUACAAAUAAAGCAUAGACAACUUGUAGAUGUUGACUUCCCAUCUUCACUUUACGUUCUUAAACCAACGGAGGGAGGAUCUAAGACGCCUAUCGCCAAUUAUUUCACUGAACACGUCUUCUCACUUACAUGGGAUGCGUCUGGAUUGCUCAAGAUUAUUGGUAAAGACUUCGUCAUGCCUGGAGAGGCGGCUGAGGUUGAGAUACGCUUGAAUCAGAAGAUGUUUAUCGAACCUCAACAACGAUUUACGAUUCGUCAAGGAACGACCACUACGGGAACAGGAGUCUUUACCGAACUGCUUCCACCACAGACCGAAGAGGAGAAGGCAGCGAUUACUUUUUUUAAAAUUAUUUUCCCAGAUCUCCUUUUCAUGCUUCAACUAUCUGCCCUUUAG
This is a messenger RNA of Strongylus vulgaris, 1287 nucleotides long. The record is from the annotation of a GenBank genome assembly. NCBI's taxonomy places the organism in Eukaryota, Metazoa, Nematoda, Chromadorea, Rhabditida, Strongylidae.